Auanema sp. JU1783 is the source of this 675-nucleotide messenger RNA. The record is from the annotation of a GenBank genome assembly. NCBI's taxonomy places the organism in Eukaryota, Metazoa, Nematoda, Chromadorea, Rhabditida, Rhabditidae.
AUGUUGAGAAAAGCUGCAGUUGUUUUUCGGUCCGUUCGAAAGAUGUAUAUUCAAGUACAAGAUACUCCUAAUCCAUUGUCGCUGAAGUUCCUACCAGGGCAGAACAUUUUGAAGAGUAGUGGAAGUUAUGAGUUUAACAGUAUUGUGUCUGCAAAGAAUAGUCCUCUCGCUUUGGAAUUGUUCCGGAUUGAAGGUGUUAAAUCUAUUUUUUUUGGAGAGGAUUUCAUCACAAUCACGAAAAAAAGCGAAGAUGUUGAUUGGGCUGUCAUGAGAGCCGACAUUUUUUCAACUAUUGCAAACUAUUUGCAAUCAGGAAAAGAGUUGAUCAAGAGUAACGGAGAAAUUAGAUAUGAAGACACAGCUAUUUUGGAAGACGAUGAUGAUACAGUCGCCAUGAUAAAAGAGUUACUUGAUUCUCGAGUUAGACCUAUGGUACAAGAGGAUGGAGGAGAUAUCACAUACUGUGGCUUUACUGAUGGUGUGGUAAAGUUGAAGCUGAAGGGUUCUUGUACUGGGUGUCCCAGUUCUUCUGUUACAUUAAAGUCUGGAAUUCAGAACAUGUUGCAGUUUUAUGUACCAGAAGUUAAGGAUGUAAUUGAAGUGAAAACAGAAUCUGAUGAUCUUGUUGAGAAAGAGCUGGCGAAAUUCGAGGCUUCUCGUGGAAUAAAGGAUUAA